Messenger RNA from Notothenia coriiceps (black rockcod), 1754 nucleotides. RefSeq lists its product as uncharacterized. The record is from RefSeq and is a predicted model, not a curated record. The transcript has 2 exons. The annotation marks the transcript as partial. Lineage: Eukaryota; Metazoa; Chordata; Actinopteri; Perciformes; Nototheniidae.
AUGGCCAAUGGAAGAAUAAACAUUUGCCUGGAGCCCUGCUCUGUUGUUGGUUAUGCAUACCAUGGCACCAGGCUGGACCGGCAUCUCGAUAUUGACCACCCGGAACUCAGCCAACAAGAAACAGACUUGUCACUGCAAGAAGUGAAACGCAAGGUGGGGCUUAAAAUGCUGAGGGAGCUCCGGGAGGCCGACCCCCCAGUACACAUGAUAACGACACUGGAUGUGGAAUAUGGUGCUGAUGAUGAACACCCAGACUCCUUUUCCGGGGAAGUUGACCUCGAAGCCGAUGAGCGAACAACAAUCAGACUGUUAGGGCUGGAAAACGUCGCACAAAAGGAGGCCCUCAAUAAAGAGGUGUGUUUUGUAAAAAAGAAGCUGAAGCACUUUAAGGCUUCCAGUGCCAAGAGGGACAUCCGCUGCUCCGGCAUAAGGUCCUCAGGCAGAUACACCCCCUUGGUUGAACUCGGCAGGCCUCAAUCGAAAGACGCUGGUGAUGAGGAGUCUAGGGGCGAAGGAUUACGGAGACCGAUGUCAGCCCCCCCCAGUGUAAACCAACUAGACUUGUCUCGGCGGCGAGCAACCAUGCCGAGUUCCUCGCGGGUGAAGUGCAAAUCCAAGAAGAAACACACAUCACAUGAGCAUGGUGCCAUCUCUAAGACGGCCCGUGAUAAGGGUCAGGGUGGUGUGGGAACCAGGCGGAAAUCAGCGACACCACGUCCAACAGGCAGAAGCAAUCCAGCCGCAACAGGCAGAUAUACCCCUGGAUUGCUCGAAGCUAUGGAGGACACCUCUGUGAACGCCAUAGGGGCCAAAGUGGCCCCUAGUGAUGAGCUGCAGGGGGACUGCGAGGACUCGGAUGACCAGGCCAUGGCUGACGUGGAUGAACCGGAGAUGGCAAUUGAAGUCACGGAGCUCCUCAUGGGUCAAAAGCAACCCAGCAUCCCAACUUUCUCCGGCAUCAUGGCUCCAGUGACACAGCCCACGCUCAGGAUCAACCGCCUACACAGUAGCAAGUUAAAUGCUGCGGCCAUUCGCAGUGCGCAAGCAUCCUCCACCACCACCCCUGUACUGCUCCGGAAAACCAUAGCUCGCCGCGCUAAACGGGCACUGGCCCCUGUGGCUGGGAAAACGUCACCCACACUUCCCAGGCCCUCUGGUUGUGGGCUGGCGAAUACAAUGUGGCACACAACCCUUCUACCCAGCAUGGACAUGACAGAGUACCGGGACUACAACGCGGGGAUUGAUCCAGACACAAAGUUGUCAGAAAAUGUGCAGCCAAAGGUGAAGAGAUACCAGGACCCAUCAAACCGGUACUACGCCAGCAACCCGGGGGUUAAGGAGGCCUUGGGCAUCAGACACAUGUUUACUGAUUCGAUUGCCCAGGCGACCAUGGAUGCACAAGCCGAGGCCGGGAUAGAACCUGAAGCAGCAGGUCCCUCCGCUGCCCCAGCUCCAGAGCCAGAGCCAAAGGCAAAGCGAAAGACAUCCUCCGCUCCAGCACAGCCUAAGGCAGGGCGAGCUCCAGCCCAUUGUCCCGAGUUCAGCAGCAGCGAUGAUGAAUUAAUUCUGGUUUACCAUGAUACCACCAGUGAUCCCUCGGAGGAUGAAGCCGAUGCAGAGUUCCAGGCUGGGUUGCUGGAGCGGGCGAAUAAACGGGAGAAAGAACCGAAUGAGACUCUCCUCGAUUCUGCUGACGAUGACAGUGACAGUUCCUUAGAGUCUAAGGCCAGGAUUGAGCCUGCUCCCCUUGCACG